This is a messenger RNA of Ipomoea nil (Japanese morning glory), 1878 nucleotides long. RefSeq names its product putative disease resistance protein At1g50180. The record is from RefSeq and is a predicted model, not a curated record. The transcript has 2 exons. Lineage: Eukaryota; Viridiplantae; Streptophyta; Magnoliopsida; Solanales; Convolvulaceae. Bases 1 to 1878 code for a protein of 625 amino acids. Gene Ontology annotation, molecular function: ADP binding. Gene Ontology annotation, biological process: defense response to other organism.
AUGGCCGGUGCUAUUGUUGAUUUUGUAGUUGGAAAGCUGAAGGAGCAAGCCUUCCAAGAAGUCAUAUUCCAGUGGAGAAUCAAAGCUGAGGUGGAGAAGAUCACCGCUCGGCUAGCCAACAUGAAAGGCUACGUUGAGGAUUCAAGCAAGGGGAAACAAGACACCAAAGUAGCAGAGAGGUGGGCGACACAACUGAGGGAUACCACAAUUCAACUUGAGGACUUGGUGGAGGAGUUCAUGUUGGACUCCAAGCUUCUGGAACUCAACACUCCUCCCUGCAAUUUUUGUGAAGUCAAGUCCCUCUUUGCCAACGUGCAGAGCUUGGUGGAGAGGGUGAAGAUACAGUUUUGCUUCCAUCACCAGUUAAAGGCCAUAGAUGAGAAGCUACUUGCUCUAGAAACAGACAAAUCAAAGUACGGAAUAAAACUAAAGACAAAUGAUGGAAGAAAUGAGUUACUGAUGGGCAGUGGGAGCGGAUAUAUGGAGGGGAUAGAAGCAGUGGGGAUCGACAUGGAAGUCAACCGGAUAGCACAACUGAUUGAGAAGCGUAGUGGUCAAGUGAAGUUGAUCACAAUUUGGGGAGCUGGAGGUUGUGGGAAAACUACUUUGGCGAAGCAAGUUCAUGAAAGAGUCAUGGAGGAUCGCAGCAUUGAUUAUUGUUGGUGGGUUGAUGUGAACCACUCCUCAGAUAUUGAAUAUGUUCUGAGGACAACAAUCAAUGGGCUCUACACAAGUGUUGGAACAGAGGUGCCGUCUAAACUGGAGAAAGCAGAUGGAAAUUCUCUCCACCAACACAUUUGCAACUACUUGAAGGGGAAGAGGUAUGUUGUAUUUUUUGAUGAUGUUUGGGAUCAUACUCUCUUGGCUAAAAUAAAACUUCCGGGCAACCGUGCAUCUUCAAUUAUUGUCACUAGCCGUGAUAAAAAUAUAGCCAAUGGGUCUUUUCUUGGGGCUGCACCUCAUUAUGUUGAGGUGAAGCCAUUAGAAUUUGAUUUGGCAUGCACCCUUUUCUGCAAAUUGGCUUUUUAUUCUGGCAGCUGGCCUAAUGGGCUUGAAGAACCUGGAAAAGCAUUGGUUAAGAAAUGCUCAGGUUUACCUGUUGCAAUUCUUGCAAUGGCUCGGUUGAUGUCCACAAAAGGUGAUCAUCCAUCAAAAUGGUGGGAUGCUCUCAAAACCCUUGACUACUAUUCACACGAAUUUGAAUCUGAAGCAGGUGGCAGUCUAUCAUCUCUCAACAGAGCUUUGUUGUUGAGUUAUUAUGAACUGCCAACUCACCUCAAGUCAUGUUUCUUAUACUAUGCAAUGUUCCCCAAAACAUAUACCAUUGAUGCCGAAAGGUUGAUCCGCAUGUGCAUUGCGGAGGGGUUUAUUAUCAAGGAUGAUCCCCAUAGUGGCACAACACUAGAGCACAUAGCAAGGGAUUACUUCCUUCAGCUCAAAAAUAGAAGCUUGCUUCAGAUCGUUCCCAAUGAGUAUAAUGGUAAAGAGUUGGGAAGAAUUGAAAUGCACGACCUUUACCGUGAUGUGGCGUGUGAGGUGAUUAGAAGGGAAAUGUUUGCUGAAAUCAUCAAAUUGGAGCAAAGUACCAAACUUGAGUGGAAGCAAAGGCGUAGUUUGAUCAUCCUCGAAGAGGGGCAAAAGGUUGAGCUUGAUAAUUGCUACGAAAAUAUGAAGAAGCUACGUACACUCAUCAUCAACCACUGUGAAGGGAUGGCUCUGAAUUCAUUCCCUCAGAUGUUCCAAAACAUGAAGUUGCUCCGAGUUUUGGUGUUGAGACGCUUUCCUGGUGGUAUGGAGGAGCUGCCCAAUGAGGUUGGGGAUCUAAUUCAUCUUAAAUACUUAGAGCUGUCCAGUUAUCAUACAAGCUUAAGCAGCUGA